UUACAGAUAUAGCCGGGAAGGUACCUAAUCGCAUUGUGGCUCGGACCUGCAUUAGCGCUAUAUGAAUCCCCGCACUAGCCACAAUCUCUGUCGGCGGGCAUGUCCCAAACAAUUCGUAAGGUACCACCGUACCGCCGUAACAUACCUAACCUUCCAACCCCAAAUGCAACCUACAACUCAUAACCAUCCUUCCAUCUUCAACCAUGUCCUCUCUUUAUUCCGAAACCCCCAUUAAAUCACUUAUCGGUUCAUUUCUCGUCUGGAAAGCACUACUCCUAUGUAUUGUUAUCGGGAGUGGUGUCGGUCCAGCUUACGACACUUCGAGCACCUUGUUAUCCCCUGAAAUAACUUCAUCUCAUGAAUCCCCAUUUGACUUGGCUACAAAAUUAACAAGAUGGGAUUCUAUUUACUUUAUACAAGCUUCUCGUCGAGGUUACUUGUUUGAGCAGGAAUGGGCAUUUGGCCUUGGGUUCCCUACCAUCAUCUCCUAUCUUAGUCAAGGACUUUCUAUCCUGGGAAUCCAAACCCAUGGAUCCAUCGAACCACUUAUUGGGAUACUAGUAGCUCACAUAUCCCACCUGCUUUCUGUUAUUGUCUUAUAUCAGCUCGGACUUGUUGUCCUAAAAAAUCGGCGACUCUCAUUCAUUGCGGCACUUCUACAUAUUCUCUCCCCCGCUGGAGUUUUCUUGUCCGCUCCAUACAAUGAAAGCAUAUACGCCUUACUAUCUUUUACAGGCUAUCUCUUCUUUGCGAAGGGUCUGCUUGGGCCAAAGCGGACCUUUGCUCAUGAUGUAAGCUUGGUCGCUUCAGGUAUGUGGUUUGGCUUUGCUACGACGUUUCGUAGCAAUGGCUUGUUUAAUGGGAUCCCGUUUGCAAUUGCGCUGGCCCACGAGGUGACAAUGCCGCCCACUCUAACCAGUAUACGACGACGACUAUCCUUAAUGUUGGGAGGUCUAAUAAUAGCAGUCAGCUUUGCGAUCCCGCAACUUGCUGCAUUUCAAAUUUUCUGCUCCGUCCCUUCUGGUACCAGGUUAAGACCAUGGUGUAGGAGUAUGUUUCCCAGCAUUUACUCAUUCGUUCAGGCGCGCUACUGGAAUGUUGGCUUUCUUCGCUACUGGACACCAUCAAACAUACCUCUUUUUCUACUCGCUACACCAAUGAUUUACCUUCUUAUAACUUCAGGUGUAGAACUUAUCAGAUGGCCUCUGGGAGUCUCCCCUAAGCAACCUACUGCUAGCAACAGCUCCCAAUUGGCAGUCCUGGUCCGCUCCAUGGCUUUAUCCCAGCUCAUCCUGGCUGUUCUAGCCAUCACAAAUUAUCACAUCCAAAUUAUUACAAGGAUCUCAUCAGGAUAUCCGCUUUGGUACUGGUGGUUGGCAGGACGUAUCACUGACAAAAACACUUCGACAUUCGGUUCAAAUGUCGUGAGAUUUAUGAUCGUUUAUGCUGCCGUCCAAGGAGCUCUCUUCGCCUCCUUCCUUCCUCCGGCUUAAUUUACAACCUCCACUACUGCGUGCUCUCUUCAUGAGCGCCUGAUUCUAAACUAUUUCUCCUGUUCCCGUAGCACAUAAGGCCUCCUAGAAUUAUAGAUAGCAUAACCACACCUAAUUCGAAAUCUCCGAAGACUUGACAAUUCUGUUUGCGCCUAAGGCUGACAGCAUCUGAGCUCUACAGGCUUGCAAUUGAGUCAAAAUACCUGCUACAGAUGUAUUUUGCAGCGAGGAAUUAUCCAAUAACAUGUAAGGUACCGUAUUAUAUCCUAAGGGACUCGCCGAAAGCAAGGCUGUCUUAGGUACCUUCUAUGAAUAUUGGGAAAUUCUUCAACAGUAGGAAUUUAGGUGUCUUCUUUUUUUCUAUUACUACCAAGUAAACCCUAAUACCAAUUGCAAUAUUAGCGAGGAAGACACUUGGAUAGGAAGCUAUGUCCUUUGUCAGAAGCAUGCGAAUAGUAUUUCCUUUCUAAUUAUGCAUAUUCUUCUACGUUCUGAACGCGCCUAACCUACCAUGUCUCUGGGGAGAGGGCUCUUGCAAACGGGGACCUUCUCACUUAACGUAACAGCAAAC
Messenger RNA from Daldinia caldariorum, 2064 nucleotides. RefSeq names its product glycosyltransferase family 76 protein. Gene Ontology annotation, cellular component: mannosyltransferase complex; endoplasmic reticulum membrane. Gene Ontology annotation, molecular function: GPI mannosyltransferase activity; alpha-1,6-mannosyltransferase activity. Lineage: Eukaryota; Fungi; Ascomycota; Sordariomycetes; Xylariales; Hypoxylaceae. The record is from RefSeq and is a predicted model, not a curated record. The coding region runs from base 204 to 1493 and encodes 429 amino acids. The transcript is spliced from 3 exons. Gene Ontology annotation, biological process: GPI anchor biosynthetic process.